Messenger RNA from Ahaetulla prasina, 2668 nucleotides. RefSeq names its product transmembrane protease serine 13-like. Gene Ontology annotation, molecular function: protein binding; serine-type endopeptidase activity. Lineage: Eukaryota; Metazoa; Chordata; Lepidosauria; Squamata; Colubridae. Gene Ontology annotation, cellular component: membrane. Gene Ontology annotation, biological process: proteolysis. The record is from RefSeq and is a predicted model, not a curated record. Bases 471 to 1925 code for a protein of 484 amino acids. The transcript has 12 exons.
UGGAUGUCCUCCCUUGGGUGUGGCUGCCCUGAUACUGCCUCCUUGCCUGGGGAGACCAGCUCAGGGCCAUGGCCAGGCAGCUUCAGAACAGAGGAGCAUUUGGCAAGACUCCUGUGUGAGGGUCCAUUGACCAGUUAGGAAGAAAAACUAAUUUGUCUUGUUCAGGGAAGGUCCCCAUCAGGAGACCUGAAGCCAGAUGCUCUCAGAUACAUGGCAGGAAGGCUGGGCUGUGCAGAGUAAUCUUUCAGGUCAGGCCAGUUUCUUCCCUGCCUGGCUCUGGAGGUUGCCACACACAGCUAAGCAGGGAGGGUGCCAGGCAGGUAAGACAGGUAAGCUGUUGUCCCAGAGCUACAUUGUGGGUUGGAUGCUGGCAAACUUCUGAAGCUCAUAUGUAUGCUUGAAGGAAGGCAGAGGGCCAUGGACCUUGAAAGGUUGCAGUGAUCCACCAGGGCUCCUGGUGGGAAGAGGCCAUGGAACAGCUCCCGUACCUGGAAGGUCCACCGCCUUGUCAGGAGGACCUGAGCCCCGUCCUCUAUGCCUUCACACCCACUGUCUCUCAAGUAGCCCCAUCAGAUGAGACCAUCCGAGGUGCCCUCAGACCUUAUGCUACAGGAACCAGACCAAUCUCCACGCCCUGCAUAGCUGGUGCAAGUCCAAAUGCUUCCUCCAGCCCCACUGCCAAGGUAUUCUGGGGAAUGGGCCCGAAGAGGGUGGCCCUCAUCAUCUGCCUUCUCGUCCUCAUUGUGCUGCUGAUAGCCCUCAUCCUGCUUUUUUUGUUCUGGCGGUCCAGCACAGGCAUUGUGUACAAGCAACCAGCAGAGAGCUGCAGUGACCAUGCUGUGCGGUGUGAUGGGGUUCCUGACUGUUCUCAGAGGAGCGAUGAACUGGAUUGUGUGCGCUUUGCGUGGAACCAGUCCUUGCUCCAUGUCUACUCAGGAGCAGAGAGGGAGUGGCUGCCUGUUUGCAGCCAAGCCUGGACCGAGGCCUUCUCCCGAAAAACCUGUCAGCAGCUUGGAUUCCUUAACGCUUCCGACACAGAAUAUGUCCCUCUGGCGUUUCCUGGGGAAAGUCUCAUGGCUGGCAAGAUGCGAAAAACCAUUCAGCAGAGCCUCAACAGCUCCCAGUGCCAUUCUGGAAAGCAUGUUUCUCUCCGAUGCACAAACUGUGGGCAACGGAUAUCUGGCCGCAUUGUGGGAGGCACUGAAGCACCUGCCAGUAAAUGGCCUUGGCAAGUGAGCCUCCAAUAUGGCUCUGCUCACAUCUGUGGUGGCACUAUCAUUGAUGCACAGUGGGUGCUGACCGCAGCUCACUGCUUCUUCAUAAAUAGUGUGAAAAUACUGGACGAAUGGAAGGUAUAUGCUGGCACCUCGGAUCUCAAGCAGACGAAGGAGGGGAUCCUGGUCUCUGAGGUCAUCAUUAAUGCUAAUUACAGUGAUGAUCACGAUGACUAUGACAUUGCCCUGAUGAAACUCUCCCAGCCCUUGGUCCUCUCAGCUCAGGUUCGCCCAGCUUGCCUUCCCAUGUCAGGCCAAAGGUUUCUUCCUGGGAGGGCCUGCUUCAUUACAGGCUUUGGCAAAAUCAGUGAAAAUGAAGAGAAUACAUCACCCAAGCUGCGGGAAGCAGAAGUGAAAAUCAUUGACUAUCGGCUGUGCAACAGCCAUAAUGUCUACGAGGGAUUCUUGACGCCCCGGAUGAUGUGUGCUGGGUUUUUGCAAGGGGGCAAAGACUCUUGCCAGGGUGACAGCGGUGGCCCCUUGGUUUGUCAGGACAAUAAUCGAUGGUACUUGGCUGGGGUCACCAGCUGGGGAACUGGCUGUGGCCAGCGAAACAAGCCAGGCGUCUAUUCCCAAGUGACCAAGUUUCUUGGUUGGAUUUACAGCCAAAUGGAGGUGAGAAGGUCCUUGCUCGCUUGCUCACUCGCUUAAAGGGAUGUAAAGAGGGGAAUUCAGGUGGAAUGCAGAAGUUGGAAAUGGGCAUGGAAAGAAGCUAGAGCAAGAGGGACAUUUGCACCCACUCCCCUGACAAGCUUCAUUAAACAUGGGGCAGAAGCAGGCUUAAUUGAGCUGCCCACCUGAUGUGGCAGGGAUUUGGUUUAGGCCUGGCUGUACUUGGCAUCCUCCAACCUGCUCUCUGGGAGAAGCACUGAACCUUACCUUACCUUUCCCAGGGAACAUCCAAGCACAGGGCCUCCUUUCACUAUGCAGCCACCAGGGAGAGGCAAAACAAGCAGAAAUGACCAGGAGUGGGAACUUGCCCUCCAACUCAGAUUACACAUAACUGGGGGAUGUGGGGUGGCAUCUUCCUUUCUCUCAGAAAAGGGGGACGUGGGGAGAAGGUAGCAGCCUCUCAGCUGCCUGGUUCUAGCUUGAGGCACAGCAAAGGAAGGUUCACCUCCCAAGGAUUGGGAGAGGUGAGCUAUUCAGGCUGUGCCAAGGGGUCGCUGCAGAUUUAAACAGCAGUCCUGAGACAGCAAUACUGCUUAUGCGCUGUUACCAUUAGCCAGCGAUUUUGCUUAGCCAGGAGUGUUUCCCUUUCCCCUUUGACCCUCAGCUGGCACUGGCUGAACAGAGGCUUGCUUGCUACUCUGUGCCUGGGAUGGAUUUUCUCCCACCAGGCCAGAGGCUGUUUCUAGGCUUCUUCAGGAUUCCCCUCUUUUUUCCUGUCUUGC